AUGUUUUCUCGCCUCGAGUCUGGCCAUGUUUUGAGAUCUGACGAUUCGGAUGCCAGCCGACCAAUCGUUGGCGCGUCUGGCAGUCAUGGGACCGGUCCGCCCGAACCACUCAGAGAUCAUUACUAUUCCUCUGAUCUUCAUCGGAUGCAUACGAAACCGGACGGUUCGCGGUCUGAUGACCGUGAUCGGCAGUACGGCAACAACAAUCGUAGUUCUAAUUCGGGCGAGCAAGACAAUUAUGGGUACUUCGAGACGGCGUCGGAACCACGACCGUCCAUCACACCGAGGCAACAGGAGCCGUUCGCCUCGAGAUUGAUACCUACUAUGGGUCGUGAUUGA
This is a messenger RNA of Letharia columbiana, 339 nucleotides long. RefSeq lists its product as uncharacterized. NCBI's taxonomy places the organism in Eukaryota, Fungi, Ascomycota, Lecanoromycetes, Lecanorales, Parmeliaceae. The transcript has a single exon. The record is from RefSeq and is a predicted model, not a curated record. Bases 1 to 339 code for a protein of 112 amino acids.